This is a messenger RNA of Torulaspora globosa, 783 nucleotides long. RefSeq names its product ethanolamine-phosphate cytidylyltransferase (gene ECT1). Gene Ontology annotation, biological process: phosphatidylethanolamine biosynthetic process. Bases 1 to 783 code for a protein of 260 amino acids. The transcript has a single exon. Gene Ontology annotation, molecular function: ethanolamine-phosphate cytidylyltransferase activity. The record is from RefSeq and is a predicted model, not a curated record. Lineage: Eukaryota; Fungi; Ascomycota; Saccharomycetes; Saccharomycetales; Saccharomycetaceae. Gene Ontology annotation, cellular component: cytoplasm.
AUGCCGGUGAUGAAUGCCAGUGAGCGAUACGAACAUACGAGGGCCAACCGUUGGUGUGGAGAAGUGGUAGAAGAUGCUCCUUACGUCACGCAGCCGGACUGGUUAGACCGCUGCGGCUGCCGGUAUGUGGUCCAUGGAGACGAUAUAACGCUAGCAGCAGACGGGAAGGACUGUUAUCAGGUAAUGAAGGAUCUGGGAAGGUUCAAAGUGGUCAAGAGAACGCCCGGGGUCAGCACCACAGAGAUUAUCCACAGGAUCCUUACCUGCAGGGGAAAGGGAUCUUGGGAAAUGCCCUCCCCCGACGAAUUACAGUCGUACAGUACCGGACCUGACGGUUUUAGCAAACAUUGUUUCGUCUUCGAGAACGAUCUAAAGGAGCCGUUGGUUCGAGGUGGAUACAGCUUCGAGCCGCAAAAUUGUAAGUUUGUUAGAGGCAACUUCGAUCUUUUCCAUAUGGGUCAAAUCGAGCAAUUAGCUCGCAUAAGAGCCGCGGCGCCCAGCGAUGCUCGAGUUAUUGCCGUGAUCGAAACCGACGAUGACUGUAUAAUGAGUCUCAAAGAGCGAUCACUAAGCGUCCUAUCUUGUAGGCACAUCGAUGGAAUCGUUAUUCUUACUGCGGGUCAACAGGGCCCCCCGGCGCAGUAUCUCAUUGACGACAGAUCACUCCCACAAGAUAAUAGCGGGUUUCAAUAUCUGAACAGAGACAUCAUUGUGAAAAGAGUCCUCGAUCAGCGGGAUAUAUACGAGCAGCGUAACGCUCGUAAAGGCAUGCCGAUUGUCUAG